CGCAGGCUGAGGGGCUUUCUUUGCCAUGUGUAAGAAUCAUUGUGAGUCCUGCCGGUUAGCUUGUUUAUCGCCCACAGAAAAUGUUUAAAUUUCAUACAGGACGAUGAUAGUGUGGUAUGCUGUGCUUAAUAGACUAUUGCCACGAUCCAGCGAGUACAACCUGAGAGCGUACAGGCUCAGGAAACUCAGUGAAUAACGAUACAAAGACUUAAUAUCAGCCAUGUGGACAAGGUUGCUGAGUACGAGCUACUACAGAUGUUUUGAGUGCAGGAGUGGUGGACCAAAGGGAAUUUGGAGGUCCCGUGCUGUCCAUACAUGCAGCACUCCAGCUUUACCUGCAGGCAAGAUCACACCACUUCAGGCGGUGAGCUUAUGGAAGAGGCACUUUGAGGAGAACGGUGUGACGGAGCCUGAACAGUCCAGCCAGUACAUCAUUGCUCAUCUGCUCGGAGCCAAAACUAUAGAAAGUCUUGAGCAGGAGAGGUUAACGCAGUUUCUCAGCCGAGAACAAACAGAGCAGAUAUGGAAGCUCUGCACCAGACGUCUCUCCAGAAUGCCAGUGCAAUAUGUGAUUGAGGAGUGGGACUUCAGGGACCUGAUUCUGAAGAUGAGGCCUCCUGUGUUCAUACCACGACCUGAAACUGAGGAGUUGGUUGAGCUUGUGCUCACUGAUCUGCAGAUGAAGAAUGUGUCUGCAGAUGCUCAGCAUACAUGCCUGGAAGUGGGAUGUGGAUCUGGUGCCAUUUCUCUUAGUCUGCUGAAGAGUCUGCCUCAGCUCAAAGCUAUUGCCUUGGAUCAAAGCCAGGAUGCAGUGGAUUUAACAAGGGAGAAUGCGCUAAGGUUGGGACUUCAGGAUAGAUUACAGAUUCAUCAUAUUGAUGUAAUAAAAGAUGCAGAAACUCUUCUGAGAAUUAUUAAGCCUGUUUCAGCUUUGGUCAGUAACCCUCCAUACCUGUUUUCAGAAGACAUGGCAUCCCUAGAACCUGAAAUUUUUAGAUUUGAAGACCCUGCUGCUUUAGAUGGAGGCAAAGACGGCCUAAAAGUGAUCAAGCAGGUUUUAACCCUGGCUCCACAGAUUCUGUCCAAUCACGGUCGUCUUUACGUGGAGGUAGACUCCAGACACCCCCCGCUCAUUCGACAGUGGGUGGAGGCGAACGUGCACGCACUGCAAUUUAAGGAGACACGACACGACAUCACUGGCAGGCCUCGAUUCUGCAUCCUUCAGAAGGAAUGAAGUCAAACAAGGACCACAAGCAGGAUCUGGACUGAGAAAUUGAGAUCCUAUUACGUUGGCUUUAGCUCAGGUCGCCACUGCCUCAGCUCCCCUACCCCCACUAAACCACCAAGCACGCGCUCACACUGAUCUGAUAACUCCAGCAUUCACAAUUUGCACAAGCACACAUUGUUUUCAUGUCACCGCUGCACUUUUAAUCUAGUAAGAGUCGUGAUCACAUCCUGCGUCACAAUAAAAAAUGUGUGCGAGAUGGCACAAAAAAGCAGGCUCCAAAGCUGAAGGUAAUUACCGAAGCUUUUCUUGGAACCCUCCCUCUCAGAAGCUCACCCUCCUCCCAGGAAGCAUUCAGUGGUUCUGUGAAUCCACUGACGAACGGUCCUCCCCUCUGCUUGGCCACUCGCUGACUCAGAUGCAGGCAGCAUGCAUUGUUGAGCAAAAGCGCACAUAGUGUGGCCUUUACUUCCUCACACAAUCUGCUUCUCUCGCAUACUUAGAGCUCAAAGGCCACUAAGUCUUUGUGUUUCAAAGGUGAUUUAAGGGAAAAUAUUUCCUAACAAGUGUCACAAGAGCAGUCGUCAUGUGGGGGUUGGUGAUGGCGAUCGCAGCAUUUCUAUGUCAGGAAUAAUUGCCAUUUUAAACAACACAGAUGAAUAAGAAGUGGAUGACACAUCAAGAGUCCAGCUGGUUAUUUUAAUAGAAAAAAAUGUACACAUGUAAAAG
Archocentrus centrarchus (flier cichlid) is the source of this 1954-nucleotide messenger RNA. RefSeq names its product HemK methyltransferase family member 1 (gene hemk1). The transcript is spliced from 11 exons. Gene Ontology annotation, biological process: protein methylation. Lineage: Eukaryota; Metazoa; Chordata; Actinopteri; Cichliformes; Cichlidae. Gene Ontology annotation, molecular function: protein methyltransferase activity; nucleic acid binding. The record is from RefSeq and is a predicted model, not a curated record. Bases 221 to 1234 code for a protein of 337 amino acids. Gene Ontology annotation, cellular component: mitochondrion.